Rodentolepis nana is the source of this 1203-nucleotide messenger RNA. The record is from the annotation of a GenBank genome assembly. Lineage: Eukaryota; Metazoa; Platyhelminthes; Cestoda; Cyclophyllidea; Hymenolepididae.
AUGGCUGAUCGUUUGACUGAGUUGCAAGACAUUAUAAAUCUACAAGCAGAAAAUCUCUAUAACGCCAUAGGAGUCAUUCAACAGCUUGCUCAGCCCAGUUUCUUCUCUGAUCUUAAUCAUAAGGGUCGUCGAGAAAAGGAGUGGGCUUCCAAUCCGGAAUUGCAGUCACUGUUACAAGGCCAAACUGGUGAAGAUUAUGCUCUCAAGUACGCCAUUAGCAUAGCAGAUUGUGCAAAGAAAAUUGAAAUUUUGAUUAAUUCUUUGCCUGCUGAAGAAACCGCUCCCGACGUCCAAGACGAAGCCACCAAGGAUCUCUUUUCUGAUUAUCGAAAACAGAGCGCCAAACUCUAUAAUUUAAUUACUAAGAGCUUCCAAACUCGUCUCUCAAAAGUUAGAUUUCUAAUUGGCAGAAUAUCGGAAACCCAACUGUUAACCAGAGCUUUAGAAAACGAGGUUUGUGUCAUCUCUUUUCGUGUUUUGUCUACACUUUGUCCUUUUUAUUGCAAAUUUUCUGAUAGGUAUACAACGACUUCUAUAAUGGACCUAAUGCAACCGGAAAUACCCGAGAAAACUGAAUCUGAUAUCUACUUUUCGUGGCUUAAUUUUCUCUCUCUUUGUUUGGGCAGCAUUUUCUUUGCUCGUCUUUUUGGUAUUCUUCUCCCUCUUGCGCUCCCUAAAGUUGUUCAAUACGUCCUUCCCUCCUGUCGCGCUAGUCGCGCAGCUUCCAAACGGCGUGAUUCAGAACUUCUUGAAUUGCGGUCCAAAAUGAGCAAACUCAAUAUGGUGGAUAAUUUUGCCGCAUAUUCAAAACUUCAAAGAAAAGUCAAUUCCCUCGUAAGAGACCAGAAUGAGACUGAUCGUAGUCAGCUUGGAAUUACGCUUGUAAGCAGUCUCGUGGCUCAAGUAAUUCGCUACAUUCUCCACGGUAUCCUCUUAGCCUGGCUCUUCUCCCGAACUCCAACUGAUCGCCUUACCAAUGACCAAUUAGCUGUCCUCAAAGAAACCUAUGCCUUUGUCGGUUGGUUAGUGACCUGUAUCCACUACAUUCCUGGUUGGCUCAUCACUAUGCUCUGGAUCUCCUUAUGUGAAGUCACCUCUACUCGUUUUCUCUCCAUGUUUCAACAGUGGUUUGAAACUGAUAGAGGCAAUGAGAACUUCCUCCAAACUGCUGCUAAUUUUGCUGCUGCGUCGAGUACUUUUUGA